Molecule: messenger RNA, 1725 nt
Organism: Mycosarcoma maydis (corn smut)
Lineage: Eukaryota; Fungi; Basidiomycota; Ustilaginomycetes; Ustilaginales
Exons: 1
Coding region: 1-1725 (574 amino acids)
Source: RefSeq, a predicted model, not a curated record
AUGACGACUGCGAGCCUUCAUUGGACAUUGGUCUCCAUGAUCCUCGCUUAUGCUGUCUUGUUGCUUCUUCCGGUCCGUUGCGGCUCAAGUCCUCCUUUUGAAGACACCGAAUGGUUGCAGCAAUACUUGUGGGACUUUGUCCAGGAUUCGAAUCAUGACUUGCACCAAAUUCUGCCACUCCGAGCAUCUCCUAAUCAUGUCCAAGAACAAAAUGCGCGUAUGGGAAGUGCAGACCCCUAUCACGCUCCAACUUUUCAGCCUUUUACCACUCCAUCUGUGCCUCUGCAUCCUCCGCCCAACCAGGCUCAAAUCCAUUCGGCACUUGGGAUCAGCCAUCCAGCGUCUCUUUCCGAUUCCGUUCUCGUUUCAUCUAGAGCAACAGAUCAUCACUCAAGUGGUUAUGUGGAGCCCUCGACCGGUGCAUGGGCUGCUCGAUAUAGCCCUUCGAUGCACUCUCAGUUCGAUCCGCUUGCUUCGAGAUCAGAAUUUGACACCACUCCAGAACUAGGCUCAGAUCAACACGUGAACAACAAUGUACAUCCGACUUCCCAACAAGACACUUCAUCCGAGGAACAAACCAGUUCUGGAUCUUCGUAUGAAGCACUUCCUGACGUCUACGUUGAUCCCAGACUCUACUCGGACAUCCUCUAUCGUACGGUCUACCAUCCAGACCUUUCAGUUGACGAGUUCAUAGCUAAUUUGCUGUCCAGGCCGUAUGACGGAGGGCAGACGAACCACAAGACCGCACAAGUGCAGCGAAUCGAUCCGCUAGUCAGUUCUACCGACCCAGACUCAGUUGCAAUCAACACGUUUUGGCACAAAAAAAGCGCCAAAAUGAUGCUUAUGCCGCACCCAACAGGACCGAAACGCCUUUUAGUCAGCUAUGUCCGCACGUCCUGGUUCCUAGCCUAUGGAAACGGACCUGGAUAUGUCGGAGUGUGGCAACUCGGAGAGCCGCAACUGUUGUCUGCAUUUGAUUCACAGAGGCCUCUUACGAGCCUUUUUUUGCACGGUUUCUACUCUGCAAGGGUCGCCCAGUACCGAAAUCUUGGAGAGCAGCCUGAACAUGCCGGAAGCUACUGGAUCACAGUGCGACGAUCCCUAAAGAUGCCUACAUUGGGUAUGAAACUCAGAAUCAUCGGGAUGAGCGACGAGGAGAUCCAAAGGGUCGACGACAAGAUACAAGGUGAGGAACGCUGGGUCAAUCCUACUGUCCUCGAAGGCUCUGCUUCGAACCCAUCCCAAUAUGAUGCAAAUGCACUGCUGAGUACUUAUCCGGUCGACCAAGCUUUUCAUAUUUAUAACUACAAAGAGACCCCGGAGGUAUUUGACUUGGUGCGGAAGUUACAUGAGGAGGCAGGCCUCCCUGAAACAGCAUUUGCACCAAUCGAGCUCACUGAAGACGAAAUGUAUCAACUGGGUGAGAAGAUGGGACAAGCUUUCCGCUCCAGGCGUCAAGUAAAAAUCUGGACGCUCGACACAGGGGAGACUUACAUGCUCGCUUAUCACCAGACUCUGGCCUGGCUGAAACAACAUACGAGGCAGGUUCUGUCGAUUUGGAAAUUCGGAAGGACCAUGAUCUCAGGCCAUAGAGUGGCAGCACGGGAACUUGAUGCGAUCGGGCUCUUCCAUAUUUCGUUGAACAGCUGGAGAAAGUUGAACGAACGCAACAUUCCGGGUCUGAGGGACUCCCAUUUUCAUUUUGCUCAAAGACAUCUGCCCUAA